AGCAGGAGCCCGAGGUUCAGGCAUGCAGAUUCCAGCGAUUCUCCUCUUCCUGGGUCUCCUAGUUGUCCCAAGCAGAUCCCAGAACUCAGUUGCUGGGCAGGGCUCUGCCCCUGCCGAUGGAGGCAACGCGGGCGACGCCGAAGAGGAAGAUCCCUUCUACAAGAGCCCCGUGAACAAGCUGGCAGCUGCGGUCUCCAACUUUGGCUAUGACUUGUACCGGCAGCAGUCGAGCAGGACGGCCACGGCCAACGUGCUGCUGUCCCCGUUCAGCCUGGCCACCGCGCUCUCCGGCCUCUCCCUGGGCGCCGGGGAGCGGACGGAGGACGUGAUUUCCCGUGCUCUUUUCUAUGACCUGCUCAACAAAGCUGAAGUCCACAACACCUACAAGGACCUGCUGACCAGUGUCAGCGCGCCGGAGAAGGGCCUGAAAAGUGCCUCCCGUAUCAUCCUGGAAAAAAGACUGCGGAUGAAGCCCGGUUUUCCCAGCCAGCUGGAGAAGUCCUACAAAAUGCGGCUGAGGACACUCAGUGGCAAUUCCCAGUUAGAUCUCCAAGAGAUCAACAACUGGGUACGGCAGCAGACGAAGGGGAGGAUUAUGCGGUUUAUGAAAGAGAUGCCCUCGGAUGUCAGUAUUCUCCUUGCUGGAGCUGCCUACUUCAAAGGGACAUGGGGAACCAAGUUUGACACCAAGAAGACUGCUCUGAAGGACUUCCAUCUGGAUGAGGACAGAACUGUGAAGGUGUCCAUGAUGUCAGACCCCAAAGCCAUCCUGCGAUAUGGUUUUGACUCGGAACUCAACUGCAAGAUUGCUCAGCUGCCACUGACAGGGGGAGUCAGUGCCAUGUUCUUCCUGCCCACGAAGGUGACUCAGAAUAUGACUCUGAUCGAGGAGAGUCUCACUUCUGAGUUUGUCCAUGAUGUAGACAAGGAGCUGAAGACAGUCCACGCUGUGCUAAGCUUGCCCAAACUACGGAUGAACUAUGAAGAGGCACUUGGCAACACUCUAAAGGAAACAAGGCUCCAGUCACUUUUCACAACCCCUGAUUUCACCAAGAUUUCUUCCAAGCCAAUUAAGCUAUCUCAUGUGCAACACAAGGCAAUUCUGGAGCUUAGCGAGGAUGGGGCAAGUUCAACACCAAACGCUGGGGCAAACGCUGCUCGUCUGACCUUCCCCAUAGAGUAUCAUGUGGACAAACCUUUUAUUCUUGUGCUGCGAGAUGAUACCACUGGAACCCUACUCUUUAUUGGCAAGAUUCUGGACCCCAGGAGCAUUUAGAGCCCUUCACAGUAGUCUGCAAUGGUGGGGCCCAAGUGGAAAGGGUGGUAUUGGAGGGAUACUGGCUCCCUGCUCUGCUGCACAAAGACACAACUUGCAAAUCUUAUGCCUUCAUGCUGCAAUAAAAGAGCUUUUGCCAUU
Molecule: messenger RNA, 1417 nt
Organism: Tinamus guttatus (white-throated tinamou)
Lineage: Eukaryota; Metazoa; Chordata; Aves; Tinamiformes; Tinamidae
Gene: SERPINF1
Product: serpin family F member 1
Biological process (GO): negative regulation of angiogenesis; positive regulation of neurogenesis; negative regulation of endopeptidase activity
Molecular function (GO): serine-type endopeptidase inhibitor activity
Source: RefSeq, a predicted model, not a curated record